This is a messenger RNA of Melospiza georgiana, 5641 nucleotides long. It is a transcript of the gene CACHD1, whose product is annotated as cache domain containing 1. Bases 1 to 3840 code for a protein of 1279 amino acids. The record is from RefSeq and is a predicted model, not a curated record. Gene Ontology annotation, cellular component: voltage-gated calcium channel complex. The transcript is spliced from 27 exons. Gene Ontology annotation, molecular function: voltage-gated calcium channel activity. Lineage: Eukaryota; Metazoa; Chordata; Aves; Passeriformes; Passerellidae.
AUGGCGCGGGGCGGCGGGCGGCUGCAGCCCCGCGCCGCCGCCGCCGCUGCCCCUGCCCGGGGGGACCGGGGGCCGCUCGGCCUCCUGUGCCUGGCGCUGCUGUGCGCGCUGGGCGCCGCCGAGGCGGAGUUCUCCAUCCUGGACGAGGCGCAAGUGCUGGCCAGCCAGAUGAGGAAACUCGCCACCGAGGAGCUGAGGGUCGUCACCAUGCAGAGGAUAUUCAACUCCUUCGUGUACACAGAGAAAAUAUCAAAUGGAGAGAGCGAAGUUCAGCAGUUGGCAAAAAAAAUCCGUGAGAAGUUCAACCGCUACCUGGACGUGGUGAAUCGGAACAAGCAGGUGGUGGAAGCCUCGUACACUGCCCACCUCACCUCACCCCUGACUGCCAUCCAGGACUGCUGCACCAUCCCCCCUUCCAUGAUGGAAUUUGAUGGGAAUUUCAACACCAACGUUUCCAGAACCAUCAGCUGCGAUCGCCUCUCGACCACUGUCAACAGCAGAGCCUUCAAUCCUGGACGUGACUUAAAUUCUGUCCUUGCUGACAACCUGAAGUCUAACCCAGGGAUCAAGUGGCAGUAUUUCAGCUCAGAAGAAGGGAUUUUCACCGUGUUCCCAGCCCACAAGUUCCGGUGCAAGGGCAGCUACGAACACCGCAGCAGGCCCGUCUACGUCUCCACCGUUCGCCCUCAGUCCAAGCACAUCGUGGUGAUCGUGGACCACGGGGCCUCUGUCACAGACACUCAGCUCCAGAUUGCCAAGGAUGCUGCCCAGGUCAUCCUCAGCUCCAUAGAUGAGCACGACAAGAUCUCGGUGCUGACGGUGGCGGACACGGUGCGCACGUGCUCCCUGGACCAGUGCUACAAGACCUUCCUGUCCCCUGCCACCAGCGAGACCAAGAGGAAGAUGUCCACCUUUGUCAGCAGCAUCAAGGCGUCUGACAGCUCCACGCAGCACGCCCUGGGCUUCCAGAAGGCUUUCCAGCUCCUGCGGAACACCAACAACGGCACCCGGCUCCAAGGAAAUACUGACAUGGUCAUCAUUUAUCUCUCGGCUGGGAUCACAUCAAAAGAGUCCUCAGAAGAUGACAAAAAAGCCACUCUGCGUGUCAUCAACGAGGAGAACAGCUUCCUCAAUAACUCAGUGAUGAUCCUCACUUAUGCCCUCAUGAAUGAGGGGGUGACGGGGCUGAAGGAGCUGGCCUUCCUGCGGGACCUGGCUGAGCAGAACUCGGCCAAGUACGGCGUGCCCGACCGCAGCGCCCUGCCCGUCACCAAGGGCAGCAUGAUGGUCCUCAACCAGCUCAGCAACCUGGAGACCACCGUGGGCAGGUUCUACACCAACCUGCCCAACAGGAUGAUCGACGAGGCCGUGUUCAGCCUGCCCUUCUCGGAUGAGAUGGGGGAUGGCCUGAUAAUGACUGUCAGUAAACCCUGCUACUUUGGGAACCUCCUGCUGGGAAUUGUUGGAGUAGAUGUCAACCUUGCCUACAUCUUGGAAGAUGUCACCUAUUACCAGGACUCCUUGGGAUCCUACACCUUCCUCAUUGAUAAUAAAGGGUACACUCUGAUGCACCCCUCCCUGACCAGGCCCUACCUGCUGUCUGAGCCUCCCCUGCACACAGACAUCAUCCACUACGAGAACAUUCCCAAGUUCGAGCUGGUGCGCCAGAACAUCCUCAGCAUUCCCUUGGGCAGCCAGAUCAUCACAGUUCCUGUGAACUCCUCGCUGUCCUGGCACGUCAACAAGCUGAGGGAAAUCGGGAAAGAAGCCUACAAUGUCAGCUAUGCCUGGAAAAUGGUGCAGGACACGUCCUUCAUCCUGUGUGUGGUGGUGAUCCAGCCAGAAAUUCCCGUGAAGCAGCUGAAGAACCUCAACACCGUCCCCAGCAGCAAGCUGCUCUACCACAGGCUGGACCUGCUGGGCCAGCCCAACGCCUGCCUGCACUUCAAGCAGCUGGCCACCCUGGAGAGCCCCACAGUGAUGCUGUCUGCAGGCAGCUUCUCCUCCCCCUACGAGCACCUGAGCCAGCCCGAGACCAAGCGGAUGGUGGAGCACUACACGGCCUACCUGAGCGACAACACGCGCCUCAUCGCCAACCCCGGCCUCAAGUUCUCUGUCAGGAAUGAAGUAAUGGCAACCAGUCACGGCACGGAUGAAUGGAUGACCCAGAUGGAGAUCAGCGGCCUCAACAGCUACAUUGUCAGGCGUUACAUAGCAACCCCCAAUGGGGUGCUGCGCAUCUACCCCGGCUCCCUCAUGGACAAAGCAUUUGAUCCCACCAGGAGACAAUGGUACCUGCAUGCAGUGGCCAAUCCAGGACUCAUCACCUUUACUGGGCCCUACCUGGACGUGGGAGGGGCUGGAUAUGUGGUGACCAUCAGCCACACUGUCCAUUCCUCCAGUGCUCAGAUGUCCUCAGGACACUCCGUGGCCGUGAUGGGCAUCGACUUCACCCUCAGAUAUUUCUACAAAGUCCUCAUGGACCUGUUGCCAGUUUGUAACCAAGAUGGGGGGAACAAAAUCAGGUGCUUCAUCAUGGAGGACAGGGGGUACCUGGUGGCACAUCCAACCCUCAUCGACCCCAAGGGCCACGCGCCCGUGGAGCAGCAGCACAUCACUCACAAGGAGCCUCUGGUAGCAAAUGACAUCCUGAACCACCCCAACUUUGUCAAGAAGAACCUCUGCAACAGCUUCAGCGACAGGACCGUGCAGCGCUUCUACAAAUUCAACACCAGCCUAGUGGGUGACCUGACCAACCUGGUGCACGGCAGUCACUGCUCCAAGUACAGGCUGACGAGGAUCCCGGGCACCAACGCCUUCGUGGGCAUCGUCAACGAGACGUGCGACUCGCUGGCCUUCUGUGCCUGCAGCAUGGUGGACAGGCUGUGCCUCAACUGCCACAGGAUGGAGCAGAACGAGUGUGAGUGUCCCUGUGAGUGCCCACUGGAGGUGAACGAGUGCACUGGGAACCUGACCAACGCUGAGAGCAGGAAUCCCAGCUGUGAGGUGCACCAGGAGCCGAUGACCUUCACAGCCAUCGAUCCCAGCCUGCAGGAUGCACUCCCCCAGUGCAUCAACACCCAGUGCAACCAGAGGACAGAGAGUGGGGAUUGCUUUGGAGUGCUGGACUGCGAGUGGUGCAUGGUGGACAGCGAUGGGAAGACCCACCUGGACAAGUCCUACUGUGCCCCUCAGAAGGAAUGCUUUGGUGGCAUCGUGGGAGCCAAGAGUCCCUAUGUGGAUGAUCUGGGAGCAAUAGGAGAUGAGGUGAUCACGCUGAACAUGAUCAAGAGUGCCCCGGUGGGCCCCGUGGCUGGAGGCAUCAUGGGCUGCAUCAUGGUGCUGGUGCUGGCCGUGUACGCGUACCGGCACCAGAUCCACCGCCGCAGCCACCAGCACAUGUCCCCGCUGGCAGCACAGGAAAUGUCAGUGCGUAUGUCCAACCUGGAGAACGACAGGGACGAGAGGGAUGACGACAGCCAUGAAGACAGAGGAAUCAUCAGCAACACUCGCUUCAUCGCGGCCGUCAUCGAGCGCCACGCGCACAGCCCCGAGCGCCGCCGCCGCUACUGGGGCCGCUCCGGCACCGAGAGCGACCACGGCUACAGCACCAUGAGCCCCCAGGAGGACAGCGAGAACCCCCCCUGCAACAACGACCCUCUCUCUGCUGGGGUGGACGUGGGGACCCACGACGAGGACCUGGAGCUGGACACGCCCCCGCAGACGGCAGCGCUGCUGAGCCACAAAUUCCACCACUACCGGCUGCACCACCCCACCCUGCACCACAGCCACCACCUGCAGGCCGCUGUCACCGUGCACACCGUGGAUGCCGAGUGCUGAGGACAGCACAGCUGCCACCCCCUGCAGGCUCUGCCACUGGGGACACCACAGCUGCCACCUGCAGGCUGUGACACUGGGGACACCACAGCUGUGACCUGCAGGCUGUGCCACUGGGGACACCACACCUGCCACCUGCAGGCUGUGCCACUGGGGACACCACAGCUGCCACCUGCAGGCUGUGGCACUAAGGACAUCACAGCCACCACCUGCAGGCUGUGCCACUGGGGACAUCACAGCCGCCACCUGCAGGCUGUGGCACUGAGGACACCAUGGUCACCACCUGCAGGCUGUGACAUUGAGGACACCACAACCACCACCUGCAGGCUGUGACACUGGGGACACCACAGCUGCCACCUGCAGGCUGUGGCACUGAGGACAUCACAGCCACCACCUGCAGGCUGUGACACUGAGGACACCACAGCCACCACCUGCAGGUUGCUGGCACCGUGCACUGAGGACGCCACAGAUGCCACUCCAGGGUCAUGGGGACUGUGCUGCUCCCCAAGGACAACCUCACAGGCUUCCCAACCAAACUGAGGCAUCAGAGCUUUGCAUUUUUACAAAUGGAAGGUUGGCUCUGGCCCGCAAAUGUGCUUGAUGAAUGGACCUGCCAAAAUAUGGAAAAAAAUGGAGCAGGAGGCACGUUAGACCUCCAGGAACGGGGAUGGGAGUUUAUCCAGCAGCUGGAGUUUGUUGUGCUGAGCCAAGAGCAGACAGAGAGCAUAAAGAGCCAGAGAUGAUUUGGUUUCCUUAACUGGAAGAGCAGGAAUGUGCAGCUGGAGAGCCCAGAAGUGGCAGGCAGAGCAGGAAGGCUGCUGGUGGAGAGCUCCUUGUGCCCACGUUGCUCUGCGGGACCCGGGACAAAUGCAUCUCAAGAUUUUUAAGUAAAGGAUUAUUUUUCUACUAUUUAUUGAACUUGAAACUUUGGGGGGAGGGAGGGGAGAAAACCUGUUAGGGAUUCUCAGCGAGUACCACGUGCAUUCUGUGCUGGGGAAGGGGCUCUUCCCAGGAAAGCAGCUGUUCCCUGGGAGCUGACCUUCAGCCAGUGCCCCACUCUGCAAAGGGAAAAUGAAGAAGCCCUCUCUGCCUCGCUGUUUACAUUAGGAUUGCUUUCUUUUCCACACUUCUUUCCUGUAAAUAUUACAGCCUGAUUUCUAUUCCAGUAUUGUCUUCCUAUCUGCAGAGGAGAAAUCCUGUACUCCGUUACUAAAAUUCAGAGAAUUCUGCCCAGAAACUUCUCCAUCUUCAUCUCUUCGCUCAUCCUUAAAGGAUUCCUGUGUGGAAGUAAUAAAGAAUUUCUUUAGCAUUAGUUACCAGAUAAUCCCAAAUGGAAUCUGUGCCAUUCUUCUGUUUCCUUGGACCACAAGUAGGGAUAAACCAGUGUUUUGUAAAACUUGGGUUACUGUGGAAGGAACCUUGAAACCAUAAUGAGAAGCUGCUGCUGUUUGUCUGGAAUUUUAACCUUGCUUGGUAAUUCAAACAAAGAUUAAUCAAUGUCUACAACAAAGGGCAUCAUAAUUAUCAGUAUGUUUUCAAUCACAGUGUUGUAUUUUAGAUUCACAUUUUGUGAUUACAAUGAUAUCAAGCCGUUCUUGCACUGUGCAUAUGGUAAACAUCCAUUUAUAUGUAGGUUUUUUUUAAAAAUCACUUGUUUUAAUUAAUAUGGUACUUAAUACUGUAUUAUGUAAAAAAUUGGUUCUUAAACAGUACAGUAAAAUAACUCUAUGUGUGAUACCAGGAUAUCCCUUUAUACUAUGUAUAAAAUCAAAAUCUCUAGUGAAAUAAACUGUAUAUAAGUAUA